Molecule: messenger RNA, 1262 nt
Organism: Pipistrellus kuhlii (Kuhl's pipistrelle)
Lineage: Eukaryota; Metazoa; Chordata; Mammalia; Chiroptera; Vespertilionidae
Gene: UPRT
Product: uracil phosphoribosyltransferase homolog
Exons: 8
Coding region: 127-1104 (325 amino acids)
Source: RefSeq, a predicted model, not a curated record
AGUCUAGGGGGUGAGAGGGCAAGGAGGCUAGAAAUUCCUAGGAGGUGGUCCGGAGAGCUCGUGAGCACGCACCCUUUCUCCCUGUUCUCCUUUAUUCUUAAGUGUUGGUCGCUGCGGGGUUGGUGUAUGGCCACGGAAUUACGGUGUCCGGACUCCAUGCCCUGUCACAACCAACAAGUAAACUCUGCCUCUGCCCCAAGCCCUGAGCCGCGGCGACCCGGCGACCUGAUCCCAGAUUAUGUGGUGGGAAACAACACCCCCAAGGCCAAACCGGCUCUCCUCUCCAGUCCUGCCCAGUCUAGUGUAUUGGGGGAGGGGAGCCCUCAGGCCUGCAGCAGCGCCAGCCUCAACCCGGAGCACAAGUGUGGCAGUGGCAACUGUGACGCAUUGGCCGGCGACUCCCUCCUAAGGGACAGCCAACUCUCCUCGCAGAUUGGGGCUCAGCUUAAGCUGCUGCCUAUGAAUGAGCAGAUCCGGGAGCUGCAGACCAUCAUCAGGGACAAGACAGCGAGUAGAGGGGACUUCAUGUUUUCUGCGGAUCGUUUGAUCAGACUUGUUGUGGAAGAGGGAUUGAAUCAGCUGCCUUAUAAAGAAUGCACAGUGACCACUCCAACGGGCAGAAUGGAGGCUCAUAAAAGGGACAGAAUGAGUAGGCUCUCUGGUGUGGCUCACAGAUACAAGUAUGAAGGAGUGAAAUUUGAGAAGGGAAAUUGUGGCGUCAGCAUAAUGAGAAGCGGUGAGGCAAUGGAACAAGGUUUACGAGAUUGCUGUCGAUCCAUACGUAUUGGAAAGAUCCUGAUUCAGAGUGAUGAGGAGACACAAAGAGCCAAAGUAUAUUAUGCCAAGUUCCCUCCAGACAUUUAUAGGAGAAAAGUCCUUCUGAUGUACCCAAUUCUCAGCACUGGAAAUACUGUAAUUGAAGCUGUAAAGGUGCUUAUCGAACAUGGAGUUCAACCCAGUGUUAUCAUCCUACUCAGUCUGUUCUCCACUCCUCAUGGUGCCAAAUCAAUCAUUCAAGAGUUCCCAGAUAUCACAAUUUUAACUACUGAAGUUCAUCCUGUUGCACCUACACAUUUUGGACAGAAAUACUUUGGAACUGACUAAGUUGUUAAAGUAAAGUUAAUUAUCUUGUGUAAUAUUAUAGUUAUAUUUUGAGUUUCUAUCUGUUUUACUGAUUCACUUGAGAACUGGCAGAGAAAAUUGUGUUAAAGAUGUUUUGUAACUUGAAAGUGGAUAUAGUAAAAAGAAAAGAUUUGAGGUUU